Messenger RNA from Linum trigynum, 3915 nucleotides. Lineage: Eukaryota; Viridiplantae; Streptophyta; Magnoliopsida; Malpighiales; Linaceae. The record is from the annotation of a GenBank genome assembly.
ACAUCCCUUGUGCUUGUGGUUAUCCAAGCCCAUAGGGAUGUAGGCCAAAGCCCAACCCCUCAAAUUGCCGUUCUACAUCGGACCUUGUAAACAGACCCGCACUUCCACUUCCAGUGUCGCAGUUUCAUUUUACCCGCGACGCUACUGAUUUGCGCUCCCCUAGAGCCCCGCCGGCGCCGGACGAUCGAACAGUUCAUCGUCGCUCGAAGAUUGUUAGAUUCGCCAUAAAAACGUUGUACCGUUGAUUGUUAGACUCAGAAGUCCCAUCCAUGCCUCUGCUUCGUCCGUCUUCUACUUCUAAUUCGGGUGCCCUACUCUACUGACUUGAUUGGUAGAAUGCGGAGGAGUUCCAUGCUGGGAUGCUUGUUUGUGGGAUGCGGCAGCCGGUUCUACAGCAGUCACCGCCUCCCACCGCUAAGCUCCAGGGAACCGUAUUGCAGCUUGCUUUUCUUCCACCCCAACAAUUCUACGCUAUCGAGUAACUUCUGUUCCCUCCGUCGUUUCUCUAGCUACGCCGUCGAGCAAUUCUCAGAUGACGAGUACGAGUGCGACUUCGAGUCCCACAAGGCAUCUUCUUCGGUGGCCAAUAUUGAUGAGUGGAAAUGGAAGAUGAGCUUGCUGUUGCGCAGUGAGACUGACCAAGAGAUUGUUUCCAAAGACAGGAAAGACAGGAGGGACUAUGAGCAGAUAUCUAAUCUUGCACAAAGGAUGGGACUUUAUAGUGAAAUGUAUGGGAAAGUGGUGGUUGCAAGCAAGGUUCCACUUCCAAACUACAGGCCAGAUUUAGAUGAUAAGCGGCCGCAAAGAGAGGUGGUUGUUCCUCUAAGCUUGCAGAGGAGGGUGGAGAGUCUGCUUCAGGAACAUCAUGACAGAACUCAACUGAUAUCUGGAAGAGCUGAUGGCACAACAGAUGGCGGUAAUCCUGCUGAUCGUGUCGAGAGUCAGAGUCAAAUGGAGAAUCCAGAUUCUUUCCUUGAUGACUCUGUUAUGGAGAAAGUUCUUCAAAGGAGGAGUUUACGAUUGCGUAACAUGCAGAGAGCUUGGCAGGAAUCACCUGAAGGCAAGAGGAUGAUGGAGUUUCGAAAGUCCUUACCUUCAUUCAAGGAAAAGGAAAGGCUGCUUCAAGCUAUAGCAAGGAAUCAGGUUUGCGGAUGGAUCUCAUGGCCUUAACUUUAGCUAACAUGGGUAUAAAGGUCACUUUGUGAAUGAUAGUUGUAUAAUGAUGCAAUCUGCGAUUGUAGAUAUGGCAUAAAACAGUUGAAUGUUUAUAUGAAAAAGUCAGUUGGAUGUUGAAAGGGUGUUUGGUAUGAUGGAAAUUGGUGUGGAAACCAGAGAUUUUGAUGGUUUUACCAAAUUUGUUGUUCGUAAUGAUUAAAAGCGAGCUUGACCAAAGGUAAAUGUCUAAGAGGGGUUGUCUUGAACCCGUGUUUUGUAGAAUGUGUAUAUUUUUAAAUAUCUGUGUAUUUGAAAUAAGGGGAUUCAAUGAAGUUGUUUAUUGCCCCUAAUUAGGUGUAAGCGAGUUUAAAAUUUAUGCGGGAUUUAGGAUCCGUGAUUCUUGGAGCAUCACAGAGAUUGAAAUCACAUAAACUGUACACCUUUUUUACGUUUAGGUGGACAAGUAAUUUAUCUUUGGUUUACCAUGUUAUGGUCACUGGUUGUAGUAAUAUCAGGCGAAACUGGAUGUGGAAAAACCACUCAGCUUCCCCAAUAUAUAUUGGAGUCUGAAAUAGAAUCUGGGCGUGGAGCAUUUUGUAACAUAAUUUGCACACAGCCUCGGAGAAUAUCAGCUAUGGCUGUUUCAGAUAGAGUAUCAGCUGAGAGAGGAGAGCCUCUUGGUGAAUCGGUGAGUAAGUUUGCUCCAGUUAACAGGCUUGUGCCAUUGGCAUCUGCGGUCUUUGUCUGGAAAGUAGUAUCUUCCCUUUGUUUUGAAACUUGUCAAUUUUGGUGCUAUACCACAACAGAUAUUUUCUGGUAGGUUGGUAACAAAGUUCGACUGGAGGGUAUGAAAGGGAAAAACACCCAUCUGCUGUUCUGUACAAGUGGAAUUUUACUUCGGAGGCUGCUAAGUGACCGCAACUUGAAUGGUGUGACUCAUGUUUUUGUCAAUGAAAUUCAUGAACGGGGCAUGAAUGAAGGCAAGUCUCAUUUUCCUUCCUUUUGUUAUAGUAUUAAAUAAAGGAAUAUUGUACCAAACGUGAGUUUAGGAGAUUUGGGUGUUUAAUGACCUAAUUUUGUUAAAUUGUUGUGCAUUGGUUUUUAUCUGCAACAGACUUCCUACUGAUCGUGCUCAAGGACCUACUUCCUCGACGUCGCGAAUUACGAUUGAUUUUAAUGAGUGCCACUUUGAACGCUGAACUCUUAUCGGCUUACUAUGGAGGAGCACCUACAAUUCAUAUACCGGUAAUGUGUUUCUGUUAUUACCUGAACACUGUUGAUUCUUUUGGGAUUCAGGAAGUGGAUGCAAUGUGAAUGUUUUGCUUCCCUAUAACGCCUGAGUUCACAACAAGUCAGAUAGCUUUUUAGGUUAGUGUUAUGUACUUGAAGUAUUGGAGCUUGUAUUGAGGUAGUGGAAAAGGUCUUAUUGUUUGUUGGUGGGCGUUAUUGUUGUACUUCUGAAUGUCGUCAUCUGGAUCAUAAUGGGAUGACUAACCUGCUCGUGGUUUUUGUUCUAGGGCUUUACCCAUCCAGUCAGGGCACACUUCUUAGAAGAUGUGCUGGACAUUACAGGAUAUAAGCUGACUUCCUUUAAUCAAAUUGAUGAUUAUGGACAAGAUAAAUUGUGGAAAACUCAGAAGCAGCUGACUCCAAGGAAAAGGAAGAAUCAGAUCACUACACUUGUUGAGGUACACACUUCAUUAGGGGGGAAAUAAUCAGCUGAUUUUGACUAAGUGAAAUUUUUUAGAAUCUAUCUUAUUGAUUGGUUAUUUAAAAAAAAAAUUAUAUUAUUUCAAAAUAUCUUCUUGAUUGGUGACAUUGGAUCACUUUGCCGACCUUUAAGGAGUGUAGAAAUGGGAUUGAGAAUCUGUUUUAUUCUAAGUUGCAAAAUCUGUAUACUCGUGUUUCAAGAAAUUCUUUGAUCAUUCUUCUUGCCUUUACAUAUGUCCAGCUGUGAAAAUACUGAUUAUUUUGUUCAGUUUAAGCAAAAUCCAUAUGUACACAGCAUGCUGUACCCUUAAUCUUUCAAUUAAGUUUUUCAUUUUUAUUCUUUGCAGGAUGCUCUUAAUAAAACAAGUUUUGAGACUUAUAGCUCCAGGGUCCGUGAUUCUUUGUCAAACUGGAUGCCUGAUUGCAUAGGCUUUAAUCUUAUUGAGGCCGCUCUUUGCCAUAUAUGUCGGAAGGAGCGGCCAGGGGCUGUACUAGUAUUCAUGACUGGGUGGGAGGACAUUACCUCUUUGAAGGAUCAGCUUAAAUCUCAUCCACUUUUAGGUGAUCCCAACAGGAUUCUGCUCCUUACUUGCCAUGGUUCUAUGGCAACAUCUGAACAGGUAAUGGUUUUCUUAUUCAAUCUGAUAAAUAAUUAUCUUGUAAGCUCCAGGUGCUCAUCUUUCUUACUGCUUGGAACUUGGAAGUGUAUGUUUACAAGGGGAAUCUGUACGGCCAAUUAUCUGUGUUCAUGUGACCCUGCAUUGCAAAUAGUUGGAGCUGGUUCUCUCUCUUUUGAGUGUCAUUUAAUUUCCCUGCUUCUUUAAGUUUCAAGCUAUAAUUUAUGUCUGUUUCAUUUCAUAAAAGUUAGUUCAUCUCAUUAAAUAACUAGAAAGAUAUUUCCAUCCAAUCAACUACUUUUUUCUCACUAAAAAUGUAUAUUUAUCUACUUUAAAAAAAAAUGGUUAAGCACUAUUCUCGUUAUUUUUCUAAACUUAUUUUUGUGUCUUAAAAUUUUAGACGAGGAAAAACAAAUACAGAUACUAUACGUGU